Messenger RNA from Tetrahymena thermophila SB210, 5278 nucleotides. RefSeq names its product transmembrane protein, putative. NCBI's taxonomy places the organism in Eukaryota, Ciliophora, Oligohymenophorea, Hymenostomatida, Tetrahymenidae. The transcript has 25 exons. The record is from RefSeq and is a predicted model, not a curated record.
AUACAUUCAAACAAACAAACAAAUUAAGCAAAAUAAUAAAAAUAGUGAUGAAUAUUAUUUUUAUGUUUUUUAUAAUUUUAUUUUUUAUUACGCUCUUCCAAUAUAUCAAAUGCUUAGACUAACUUCCUUUUCAGGUUUCUAGCAAUGUUUACCACAUAAAAGAAAAUAACGCAAUAGUUUACUAAGCAUAUAGUGAUUAGACUUGGAGAUAUAGCUCAUUUGAUCAAAAUGGAAAUAUAACAAAUACUUAUUUAUUAGAUGGAUUCAUUGAUUUGAAUGACUUUUCAUUUUAUUUCAUUUAAAAUAAUAACUAGAUAUAUUUUUCAGGUGUAGGUCUUACAAAUUAUAUGAUAAUUGAUGUGAAUUUACUAACAAAUAAUAAACCUAACUAUUUGAUCAAAAAAACAUUUUAAAAUUCAAAUUUUAUUUGUUAUAAAGAUGAUCUGAUUAGAAACUAUGGAUAAUACUACUUUUAUAUUUGUAUGGAUGGUUACUAUCUAUAGGAAUCCUCUUUUAAUGACCUUUUAACUACAAAUAAAAAAUACAACUUUUUAACUACUGUUAGGCCUAGAUAAGCAUAUUUACUAUUUGAAAACCAACUCUUAGUCUACAAAAAUGUAAUUUAUACAAAUGUAUAAACAACAUAUUCUUCAGAUUAUCUUUUAGUAGAUGAAUAAAAUGAUUUAUUUUUGCAGGAUAAUCAAUUAUGCAAAGCAUAAAUGAACUAGUAAACAUCUAGUUUUUCCUGCUUAAAAAUAUAUAAUUUAGGAGUGUCUACUAGCAGUAAUGAUUACUCUACAAUAGUAUUAUCAAAAGUGUUCUAAUCUAAUGGAAUGAGUAUUAUUUUUGCAUACAACUACUCAAAAAAUAAUUAUGUUUUUUUUGAUGCAUCUACACUAAAUACUAUUCCCGCUACAGGUAGUUAAAUAAUAAGUCCUCUGACGAAUUAAGAUAUUUUCUAAAUGAAUAAUCAAAUAUUUAUACAGUCGAAUAUGUAUACUGCUACAUAUGAUACUACUACAUCAACGAUUAGCAUCAAUCUGAUUACUUCUAGUUUAGGCUCCAAUUAUUACAAUACUCCAAAUUUUCCCUUUUAUAACUACAAUUUUUAUUAUGGGAAUACUUUAUAUUUAUAAAAAGGAAGCAGUUAUUAUCUUAUUAAUAUAAACUCAAUUUAUAAUUUUUGUCCAUAAUUUUGCUAGAACUGUUUAAAUUAAUCUUAAUGCUAAGUUUGUAAUGAUGGUUAUCUCUUAAAUAGCAAUUCUUAAUGCCAAUAAUGUCCAACUUCUGAUUUUUAACUAGAUAAUAACAAUAAUUGUGUGUGCAAACCUAAUAUGAGCUUAUAAAAUAAUAAUAAUAAUUGUGCUUGUAAUCAAGGAUAUUCAAGAGACUCUAAUAACAUCUGUUAAAGUUGCCCAUAAAACUGUAUAUAAUGUGAUAUUUAACAAAAGUGCUCAUAAUGUAGCUCUGGAUAUCUACUUAACAGUACUAAUUUGUGUCAGUUAUGUCCAAGUUCUGACUUUUAAUUGGAUUCCAAUGAUAAUUGUGUAUGUAAGAUCAAUAUGACUUAAUAAGACAAUUAAUGUCAAUGUAGUUAAGGCUAUUCAAGAGAUGCAAAAAGCGUUUGUUAAGAAUGUCCUGCAAAUUGUUUAGAAUGUGAUAUUUCAUAAAAAUGCUCCACUUGUUAGUCUGAUUAUGUUUUGGAUAUCUAGGGUAAUUGUGUGUGCAAACAAAAUAUGGUUUAAUCCAAUGGGUCAUGCAUUUGUGCUGUAGGUUAUUCGAAAAACUCUAAUAAUAUUUGUGUAUAGUGUCCAACUAAUUGUGCUUAAUGUGAUACUUAAUAAAAGUGUUUAGUUUGUAUCACUAAUUAUUUCCUCUAGUUAGAUAAUUCAUGCAAUACGUAAUGCCCAUCUUCAUCUCAAAUCAAUCCCUCUAAUAAUAAUUAAUGUAUCUGUGAUCCUAAUGCAACUAUUAUAUAAUAAAUAAAUUGUUAAUGUAAAUUAAAUUUCUAUCAAAAUGGAAAUAAAUGCCUUCCAUGCAUUGAUAAUUGCUUAACCUGCUAGAAUUAAAAUAGUUGUUAAAUAUGUUAGACAGGUUAUAUAUUACUACAAACUGGAUAAUGCUAAUUUUGUGACAUAAAAAAUGGCUUUUUUAUUAAGGAUAAUUAAUGUUUAUCAUGCUAAAUAACUAACUGUUUAGAGUGCUCAAAUUAAAAUUAAUGCACAAAAUAUGCUAAUUGUGGGGCAUAAUUUAUUUACAACUAUAGCACUAAAUAGUGCGAAUAGUGUUUAUGGGAUAUUUAAAAGUUAUAGUGUGUGGAUAAUUGUGAUUUAACAUAUUAAUAUCAUAAUUAAGAAAAAAAAACUUGUAGUUAAUGUUAUUAUUUAAAUUAAUAAUGUGAGUAAUCUUGUCCAUAAAAUUAUUAUUACGAUAACAAAUAUAAUUGUUAUCAAUGUGAUUCGUCUUGUAAAUCUUGUGAAGGUCCAAAAUAAAACUAGUGCACAAGCUGUAAUUAAUAUCAUUUUUUAUAAAGCGACUAAACUUGCUCUUAAUGUGGUGAUGGGUAUUUUUUUGACUAAGCUUCUGGAUAGUGUAAAACAUGCAAUGUAAAUUGUUAAACCUGUAAUGGUACAUAAUCGAAUAACUGUUUGUCUUGUACAGAAGGAUUAAAACUUUCAGAAUUGACAAAUGAAUGCCUAUCUUAAUCUAAAAUCGAUAGCUAAACACAAUAAAUUUAAAAAUUGACAUAUUCGAAUUGUGAUUUAACUUCUUAUGAUUGUUCAUCACUUUUUAGUUUAUCUGACUUAAUUUAGAAAAUAUCUUUAGGUCUAUUCAUAAUAUUUUUAAUUACUUUUACUCUAUAAAGCUUUUUUUCUUGUGCUGCUAAUGUUUUAGGAUGUCUCAUCCAAAAUAUCAAAUGUUUAGACUAACUUCCUUUUCAGGUUUCUAGCAAUGUUUACCACAUAAAAGAAAAUAAUGCAAUAGUUUACAAAGCAUAUACUGAUAAGACUUGGAGAUAUAGUUCAUUUGAUCAAAAUGGAAAUAUAACAAAUACUUAUUUAUUAGAUGGAUUCAUUGAUUUGAAUGAAUUUUCAUUUUAUUUCAUUCAAAAUGGAUAAUACUACUUUUAUAUUUGUUUAGAUUCUAGAGGUUACUAUCUUUUAGAAUACUCUUUUAAUGAUCUUUUAACUACAACAAAAAAGAAAUAAUAUAAUAGUUUUGUUAUGGCUAGAUAGGCAUAUUUACUAUUUGAUAACAAACUUUUAGUCUACAAAAAUGUAAUUUAUACAAAUAUAGAAAAAACAUAUACUUCAGAUUAUCUUUUAGUAGAUGAAUAAAAUGAUUUAUUUUUGUUGGAUAAUCAAUUCUGCAAAGCAUAAAUGAACUAAUAAACAUCUAGUUUUUCCUGCUUAAAAAAAUAUAAUUUAGGAGUGUCUACUAGCAGUAAUGAUAAAUCUAAAAUAGUAUUAUCAAAAGUGUUCUAAUCUAACGGAAUGAGCAUUAUUUUUGCUUACAACUAAUCUAAAGGAAUUUAUAUUUUUUUUGAUGCCUCUACGCUAAAUACUAUUACUGCUACAGGUAGUUUAAUAAUAAGUCCUCUGACGAAUUAAGAUAUUUUCUAAAUAAAUAAUCAAAUUUUUAUACAGUCGAAUAUGUAUACUGCUACAUAUGAUACUACUACAUCAACAAUUAGCAUCAAUCUGAUUACUUCUACUUUAGACUCCGAUUAUUACAUUACUCCAAAUUCUCCCUUUUAUAACUACAAUUUUUAUUAUGGGAACACUUUAUAUUUAUAAAAAGGAAGAAGUUAUUUUCUUAUUAAUAUAAAUUCUAUUUACAAUUUUUGUCCAUAAUUUUGCUAGAAGUGUUAAAAUUAAUCUUAAUGCUAAGUUUGUAAUGAUGGUUAUCUCUUAAAUAGCAAAUCUUAAUGCCAAUAAUGCCCAAAUUCUGAUUUUUAACUAGAUACUAACAAUAAUUGUGUGUGCAAACCUAAUAUGAGCCUAUAAAAUAAUAAUAAUACUUGUGUUUGUAAUCAAGGAUAUUCAAGAGACUCUAAUAAUACCUGUUAAAGUUGCCCAUAAAACUGUAUUUUAUGCGAUAUUUAACAAAAGUGUUCAUAAUGUAGCUCUGGGUAUCUACUUAACAGUACAAAGUAAUGUCAGUUAUGUCUAAGUUCUGACUUUUAAUUAGAUUCCAAUGAUAUUUGUGUAUGUAAGACCAAUAUGAUUUAGUAAGGCAAUUAGUGUGAAUGUAAGUAAGGUUAUUCAAAAGAUGCAAUUAGUGUUUGUUAAGAAUGUCCUGCAAAUUGUUUAAAAUGCGAUAUAUCAUAAAAAUGCAUCACUUGCUAGUCUGAUUAUGUUUUGGAUAUCUAGGGUAAUUGUGUGUGCAAACAAAAUAUGAUUUUAUCAAAUGGGUCUUGCAUUUGUGCUGUAGGUUAUUCGAAAAACUCUAAUAAUAUUUGUGUAUAGUGUCCUACUAAUUGUGCUUAAUGUGAUACUUAAUAAAAGUGUUUAGUUUGUAUCACUAAUUACUUCCUCUAGUUAGAUAAUUCAUGCAAUACUUAAUGCCCAUCUUCAUCUCAAAUCAAUCCCUCUAAUAAUAAUUAAUGUAUCUGUGAUCCUAAUGCAACCAUUAUUUAAUAAAUAAAUUGUUAAUUAAUAAAAAUUAGUGCGUUUCUUGCUAAUAAAAUAAUUGUUUAGAAUGCUCAAAUUAAAAUUAAUGCACAAAAUAUGCUGAUUGUGGAGCAUAAUUUAUUUACAACUAUAGCACUAAAUAGUGCGAAAUGUGUUUAUGGGAUAUUUAAAAGUUUAAGUGUGUGGAUAAUUGUGAUUUAACAUAUUAAUAUCAUAAUUAAGAAAAAAAAACUUGCAGUUAAUGUUAUUAUUUAAAUUAAUAAUGUGAGUAAUCUUGCCCAAAAAGUUAUUAUUAUGAUAAAAAAUAUAAUUGUUAUCAAUGUCAUUCAUCUUGUAAAUCUUGUAAAGGUCCAAAAUAAAACUAGUGCAAAAGCUGUAAUUAAUAGCAUUUUUUACAAAAUGAUUUAACAUGCUCUUAAUGUGGUGAUGGGUAUUUUUUUGACUAAGUAUCUGAAUAGUGUAAAAAAUGCAAUGUAAAUUGUUAAACCUGUAAUGGUACAUAAUCCAAUAACUGCUUGUCUUGUACAGAAGGAUUAAAACUUUCAGAAUUGACAAAUGAAUGCCUAUCUUAAUCUAAAAUCGAUAGCUAAACAUAAUAAAUUUAAAAAUUGACAUAUUCGAAUUGUGAUUUAACUUCUUAUGAU